Asterias rubens (European starfish) is the source of this 4802-nucleotide messenger RNA. RefSeq names its product adenylosuccinate lyase-like. The record is from RefSeq and is a predicted model, not a curated record. Gene Ontology annotation, cellular component: cytosol. Gene Ontology annotation, biological process: 'de novo' AMP biosynthetic process. NCBI's taxonomy places the organism in Eukaryota, Metazoa, Echinodermata, Asteroidea, Forcipulatida, Asteriidae. The transcript is spliced from 10 exons. Gene Ontology annotation, molecular function: (S)-2-(5-amino-1-(5-phospho-D-ribosyl)imidazole-4-carboxamido) succinate lyase (fumarate-forming) activity; N6-(1,2-dicarboxyethyl)AMP AMP-lyase (fumarate-forming) activity. The coding region runs from base 33 to 1523 and encodes 496 amino acids.
UUCACCCUGACACAAUUUUUAUUCAACACAGAAUGGCGGCAAAUAUGUCAGGAAUUGACGUUUCAAAGAAGAAGGAGUUUCCCUGUAAAGAUGAGUUCAAGAAGUAUCGUUCUCCUCUCGUGGUUAGAUAUGCUUCGCCGGAAAUGGCCUUUAAUUUCAGCGAAAUUAAGAAAUUUUCGACCUGGCGUCGACUUUGGUUUUGGUUAGCAAAAGCACAGCAGACAAUUGGCCUGAAGAUUGAUGAUGAUCAACUUGUGGAAAUGGAAUCUAACUUGACCAACAUUGACUUUGACUUGGCUGCCAUCGAAGAGAAAAAGCGGCGCCAUGAUGUUAUGGCACACGUCUACACGUUUGCCAGCUGCUGUCCUAAGGCUGCCUCUAUUAUUCACCUUGGUGCUACGUCAUGUUACGUUGGAGACAAUACUGAUCUGAUUGUUAUACGAGAUGCCUUGGACAUCAUCCUCCCUCGUCUGGCUCGUUGCAUCCAACGCCUUGGCAAGUUCGCUGAUACCCAAAAGAACACACCAACCUUAGGAUUCACACAUUAUCAACCAGCCCAGCUAACCACGGUCGGUAAGCGUGCCUGCUUAUGGAUCUCAGACCUCCUAAUGGACUUGCGUAACCUGACGAGGGCCAGAAGCGACCUUCGCUUCCGGGGGGUCAAGGGAACCACCGGUACACAGGCUAGCUUCCUUGCACUGUUUGAUGGGGAUGGGGUCAAGGUUGACACGUUGGACCAACUAGUCACAGAGAUGGCUGGUUUUAAACAAUCCUACAUUGUGACCGGGCAGACAUAUAGCAGGAAAGUGGAUAUAGAUGUUCUCUCUGCACUCGCUGGGCUUGGUGCUACCAUCCACAAGAUUUGUACUGACCUACGACUGCUGGCCAAUCUCAAGGAGGUCGAGGAACCAUUUGAGACUGAUCAGAUUGGUUCCAGCGCUAUGCCGUAUAAGCGCAACCCAAUGCGCAGCGAGCGCUGCUGCUCCCUAGCCAGACAUCUCAUGACCCUGGUCAUGGAUCCCCUUCAGACACACUCUGUCCAAUGGUUUGAGAGAACACUGGAUGACAGUGCAAACAGGCGAAUUUGCAUAGCAGAGGCAUUUCUCACUGCUGAUACGUGCCUGAUUACACUGCAGAAUGUGACGGAAGGACUUGUCGUCUAUCCAAAGGUUAUUGAGAAGCAUGUGAAGCAGGAACUACCCUUCAUGGCUUCAGAGAACAUCAUCAUGGCAAUGGUCAAGGCUGGAGAAAGCCGCCAGGAGUGUCAUGAGCAUAUCCGCACUCUAGCUCAGGAGGCAGGAGCUGUCGUAAAGCAACAAGGUGGCGACAAUGACCUCGUAGAUAGAAUACGCAAAGUGGGGUAUUUUGCACCAAUCCACGCUCGCCUUGAUGACCUCCUUGAUCCUGCUACAUUCAUUGGCCGAGCUCCAGAACAGGUGACACGUUUUCUGAAUGAGGAAGUGAAGCCAGCUAUCCAACCAUUUGAAGGAAGCAUGGAGGCUACCUCCAAACUUGCCCUUUAAAGACUCCAAUCUGCAAAUGGUGUAUGGUGUAAUAUUUAAAGACAAUCUCCAAGGUUAAAUUUAGUUUUGUGUUCCACCCAUUUUCCAAUUGAUAGAGUCCUUAUUAAAUUAGAGGAAAAAAACAAGUAUCUAACCUCACAAUAAAAUGGUGUAAAAUGACAUUUAUUUAAAACUUUUUUGGGGAAAUUUUGAAUCAUGACAUCAUCAAACAUCAAUAACAAAAUUGGUCAGUACAUUUCAAAGAGGAAUUUUUGACAAAUUGCAAGUGUCUAACCUCAUAUUAAAAUUAUAAAAAUGUCCCUUCAAGUGCAAUUUAGUCACAAUCAAAGAACGUUCGUUGACAUCAUAAUUAUUUCAAAUAAGUGGUCUGUACUUUUUUGUACAGACCAUAGUUCAUCCCUAAAUUUUGAUGAAAUUCAAUCAUAACUGCAUUAAAAUUUAUUUUUUGACUGGAGCAGAAAUUCCUAUUUGGAAUGUACAGAUCCAUUUGUUGUUAUGUUCAAUGAUGUACAAAUGUAAUUUUUCAAAUUUUGCUCUGAAACAGUAUCAAGUAAAUUGUAAUUUUACACCAUUCUAACGUGAGCAAGUUCGAUCAGGGUACAAUCGUCGACUAGUGGUUAGUUCGUGACGUACGAAGCGCAUACGCGCUGAAAUAAAAGUGCGAACGACUCUAGUCGUUUUCUAGCGACCUUAUGUGAAAAAGAUGACCGUGAACCAUGAACACAUAAAAAGUCCAUACUCACUUCUUUUCAGCUAUUUUAAGAAUAACUGGUCCUCUCUGCCUGCAGCACACUGUGAUAUGACAAAUGGCUAUUGGUAACCAACGAUGCGACCAACCUCGACCAGCCUCGAGUGGAUGGUCGCGAAUAGUCGACUAGACUGGUCCAACUAUCGUUGACAAACGCGGGUUCGAUCAGAGUUAGUCGAACUAUGGUUAACUAUGGUCGUUGAUCGAACUUGCUCCUAGCGAGUUGUAAUUUUUUCUCAAAUAUCUUAAGGACUCCAAUUAUGAGAAAAUAUUUACUUUGUGUGGUGUUUCUUUCUCCCUUUAAAUUAAAAAAAAUAAGUUUAUCGCUUCACUGAAAUUUAUGUUUUUUGCUAUUGGUUUUGUCAAGAUAUUAAUUCCUACCCUGUGUCCCAGGCCAAUUUAAACUGCUUUAAUUUUUGGAACGAAUUAUGCCAGAGCCGAUUCAAAGUCUAUUUUCGUUAACAACUUUGAGCUUUGUGUGUUCCUUGACAACAGUGAUUUGCUGAAGCUCAUUUGGUACGUAGCGCUGUACAUAUCAGUAUUCAAAUGUAGAAACUUUAAGUACUUGGGUAUUGACCCUUCCAGAAAUGGAGUCUAAAGAGCUGACAGUGAUUGACAAUUUACAAGGAAAUGUUUUACAGAUUUUGUUUUCAUUAUUCAAAUGAAGGAAAAAGUAAUUGAGUGACUUAUAAUCGGCUGUUUAAAUUUACAUGGCAGUGCGAUAAAGGGUCUAGACUUUUAAUCACACGUCCAGUCCCGGCCACGACCCUGCCAGUUUUAAAUGGCUGUCAAAAACCUACAAUGCCGUAUGACCUACAUUAGCCUUAAUUACACGGCCACGACCCUGUUGGUUUUAAACGAACGUCUGCUUAAAACUUUUCACAAGACGAGUCCCGGCCACAAACCUGCAAGUUUUAAACAAUACCUACAUGGCUGUGCGAUAAGGGACCUAGUCUUUUUUUUCAGGCAAAUAGUACAUCAAUUACCAAGUUCCGGCCAUGACUGUAAACGGCCUUUAAGUUAAGACCUUGCCAUCUGUACUCUUUCAUUCCUUUAAUUAAAACCAUAUUGGGUGCUCAUAAUGUUAUUGAAUAGUCAGACAGUAGAAGGGUUUAAUAUUUAGUUUGGUUUAUUUUCAACUUAACACUCAACUGUUACCACUCCUGAUAGUGUUGAAAAAGUAACUUGAGAGAAACAUCACUCUUAAAAAAUUGUCUCUGUUCCCACAAAGUGACCUUUAUGUCAAAAAGGAUAAAUGGUUGUAAUUUCUCACCAAUUAAUAAUUUACUGUUAACAUUUUCCGCAAGUUACACGACCUGACACAUAAAUUUGUCAUUAAACUUAUUAGCACAGCCAAUGUAUAACUAGACUUGUCACGCUUCAAAAUGAUGUACAACGCUCUGGCACGGUGCCAAAGUCACAAGGUAUUGCGUUUUCACUAAUUGACUUGUACAUGUACAGGUACAUGUGUGUAUGUCACAUUUCAUCUCAAUUGCAUUUUGACAAAGUGAGCUAUCUCAGUUUUCGUUUUGUUUGUUUGUACUCAGCCCCUUGGGCACUUUAAUUUGUUUUUCAUUAAGUAUUGUACAAACAUGUAUGUGUUUAGGAAUAAAUUACUCAUUCAACUAAAUGCAAGAAUAAAAACCUUGACAGUUCUGUGUGACUGAAGAAGUCAGCCUAAUGUUUGUCUGAAAAAUACAAAUCAAAAAGUAGUACACAGUCUCUGAAGAAGAAAAAAAAGUUAUAAAAAAUGCAACCGAGAAUUUCUCCAAUUUCAAAAUGUUUGGCUGUGGAGCAUCUAGAUUACUUUGUGGGGAAGACAAACAAAUGUAUCAUAUAAAAAUAAAAACUUAAAUGUAAUUAUAAAAUCGUAGAUCCUUGUCAUUUAAUUGGUCGGACAGGCAUCAAAUGUCAUGCUUUAUUUUGCUGUGUAUUUACUGCCACGAGUGCAUGACACUCCAAAAUUUAAUUUUAGGAGUCCUAUAUUGAGAAAUAUAGGUUCCUUUCCAAAAUAAUCAUUCCUGCCCGUUCAUACCAUUGAAACAAGGUCGUUGCCAAUGGACAAGGUUGAGCUCUAUACCGAGUCAUCCAUGGAUUUUUUUUUCUUUUUGAAUUUUUCGAAUCGAUGAGUUUCCGUUUUUGUUUUGCUUUAUUAUGAACAAAAUAUGAAUGACAAGGAUCUAUAUGUUUUAUAUAAAACAAGCAUUGAUUGCAAUUUUUAAUGAUAUAAUCAUUGAAUCAAUUUUUUGGAAGGAUGAGUUUCCGUUUUUGUUUUAUUGUGAACAAAAUAUGAAUGACAAGGAUCUAUAUGUGUUUUAUAUAAACAAGCAUUGAUUGCAAUUUUGAAUAAAUAAUCAUUGGGUGAAAUUUUGCCUUCCCAAUUCACAAGGAGCUGCGACAUUGCACUCCAAUGUAUCCAAUAUUUGUAUAACAUAACGAUUAGGCCUAUAAAUGAUCAUUCAAUGGAACUGCUGUAAACAAAACCUUCCAUUUCAAUUUAUUGAAUAAACAGUAAAGAAUAAAGAAACAUU